AUGGAAGAAAGCCCUCGAGCUCGCAGAAAGCGAAGCCUCCCUUUUUCUUCUUCUCCUCCUUCUUCUCCACUUCCCAAGCGCCCCAAUUUUCCUUCCUUCCAAGACAUCCCCAACCUCCCUUCCAACAUUAAAUCCCUCUGCCACCUCAUCGCUACCACCUCCGCCGCCGCCGUGGAGCAGGCCCUCCAAUGCGCAGCCGUCGACGUCACCCCUCAGGAUGUUGAGGAAGUCCUCAGACUCUCCUAUGGCUUCCCCGGCCAGGCCGUCAAAUUCUUCCGGUGGAGCGGCCGGCACCUCCGCGACAACCACACGCCCUAUUCUUGGAACCUCGUGGUCGACCUCUUGGGCAAGAAUCGGUUCUUUGACGCAAUGUGGGACGCUAUUAAAUCAAUGCAGAAAGAAGGGUUACUCUCACUGGCCACUUUCGCCGCUGUCUUUGGGAGCUACGUCGUCGCCAACAGAACCCGGGAAGCGAUUGUGGCGUUUGAGGUUAUGGAGAAUUACGGUUGUGUGAGGGACGUUGUUGCUCUGAAUUCACUGUUGAGUGCGAUUUGUAGAGAUGGUAGGACUGUUGAUGCUUGUGAUUACUUGCAGGUUGCUAAGAAAUUUGUCCGGCCGGAUGCCGAUUCUUACGCCAUUUUGAUGGAAGGAUGGGAGGGAGAAGGAGACAAGGGUGUGGUUGGUGCUAAGGAGACUUUUGCUGAGAUGGUGAUUGAGAUUGGAUGGGAUCCAGCCAAUAUACCUGCUUAUGAUUCAUUCCUGUGUACUCUUGUUAGAGGGCCUGAUGGAUUGCUUGAGGCUAUUAAGUUUGUUGAUUCAAUGAGGGAUAGAAGGUGUUACCCUGGUCUGAGGUUCUUGAAGGUUGCAUUGGAUGAGUGUGUCAAGUGUAAUGAUGCUAGGACUGCUAAGUUUUUCUGGGAGGUGUUGGUGGAGGUGGGGAGGGUCUUGCAGCCCUCCACAGAGAUGUACAAUGUGAUGAUUGCUUUGUAUUGUUACUGUGGUGAUACUGAUGCUGCGAGGACCAUGCUUGAUGAGAUGGUUUACCGAGGGGCGUUUCCGGAUGUUGUGACUUAUAACUUGCUGUUUAAGUUCAUGAUCAAAGGGAGGAAGUUGAGGGAGGCGUCGGCAGUGUUUGCUGAGAUGGUGAAGAACGAGUUUGUCCCGGAUCAGGAUAAUUGUGAUGCGGCGGUUAAGGCGUAUGUGGAUUGUGGGGAGUCUCUUAUGGCCAUUAAGGUUUGGAAGUGUUUGGUUGAGAAUUACCGGAAUGAUUUGGAGCGGACAGCAAAUUUUCUGGUUGUGGGGCUUCGUGAUUUGAAUAGGGUUCCAGAGGCGGUUAAGUAUGCUGAGGAUAUGAUUGGCAGAGGAAUCAGGUUGUCCUCUUCCACGUUGUCAAAACUGAGACAAACCCUUGUCAAGGAAAGAAAAGAAUUUGUGUAUGAAGAACUUUUGAGGAAGUGCAAAUCUCAUUAA
Messenger RNA from Sphenostylis stenocarpa, 1470 nucleotides. The record is from the annotation of a GenBank genome assembly. NCBI's taxonomy places the organism in Eukaryota, Viridiplantae, Streptophyta, Magnoliopsida, Fabales, Fabaceae.